Heterocephalus glaber (naked mole-rat) is the source of this 913-nucleotide messenger RNA. It is a transcript of the gene Spaca3, whose product is annotated as sperm acrosome associated 3. The record is from RefSeq and is a predicted model, not a curated record. NCBI's taxonomy places the organism in Eukaryota, Metazoa, Chordata, Mammalia, Rodentia, Bathyergidae. Gene Ontology annotation, biological process: fusion of sperm to egg plasma membrane involved in single fertilization. Gene Ontology annotation, molecular function: lysozyme activity. Gene Ontology annotation, cellular component: acrosomal vesicle; sperm flagellum.
GAUGGAGGCCCAAGGUAGAAAGGCCAGGACAGCAUCUCAGCAUUUAAAGCCCGCAUGGAAGCAGAAUGCACAAAGGAGAAUAAGAAAUAGCCAGAGCAGGAGGAGGGAUCCUGGGCAAGGGGAGCAUCCUGGGAACCAAGAGAGGCAAGGGUUUCAACAAGAUGAGUGGUCAGUAGUGUGAAAUGCUGCAGAGGACCUCUGUACCAUGAGAUUUGCAGGAAUCCACUGGCUGGGAAAGAGCAGCUUUAGGCGAAUAGUGGCAGUGAGGAAGUCAAUGUCACUGAAAUUGGGAGGAAUAGCUGCCCAUGAGCGGGCUUCACCUCUGCCACCCAUAUGGAAGCCAGAAGGAGCUGGACUCCCAGAAGUUGGCUGUGCCCACCUGUGAUGAUGUUGCUGGUCCUUACCUCUCUGCUCAGCUCCAGCGAGGCCAAGGUCUAUAGUCGCUGUGAGCUGGCCAAAGUGCUCCGGGACUUCGGCCUGGAUGGCUACCGGGGAUAUAGCCUGGCUGACUGGGUCUGCCUUGCUUACUUCACAAGUGGCUUCAACACGGGUGCUGUGGGCCACGAGGCAGAUGGAAGCACCAACAAUGGCAUCUUCCAGAUCAACAGCAGGAAGUGGUGCAAAAACCUCACCCCGGACUCCUCCAACCGGUGCCAGGUGUACUGCUCUGACUUGCUGAACCCUAAUCUCAAGGUUACUGUUAUCUGUGCCAUGAAGAUUGCCCAAGAGCCCCAGGGUCUGGGCAACUGGGAAGCCUGGAGGCAUCACUGCCAGGGCAAGGAGCUGAGCUACUGGGUGGAUGGCUGUGACUUCUAGGACCCUCUCUGGAUGCACAGUAGUCUGGGAAAUGUGGCCCAGGCUUGGGAAGACAAACCAAUUAAUAAAAUAAAGUUCAACACGAGCGUGGUUCUCA